Caenorhabditis angaria is the source of this 2445-nucleotide messenger RNA. Lineage: Eukaryota; Metazoa; Nematoda; Chromadorea; Rhabditida; Rhabditidae. The record is from the annotation of a GenBank genome assembly.
AUGAUGAGUUUUAGACAUUGUUUGCUGAAAUUCGCUCCAAUGACAACGAAGAGAAUACGGUAGGUUUUGGAGCGUGCUUUGAAUUUUUGAAGGAACGUUUUUAGGAUCUACUCGACUUCUUCACCCAAAACACAGAAAAUUGUUGAAAAUGAGAAGGAUUCGGGAUUGUACAAAAUUGCCACAGUACCAAAUGCGAUUUGCUUGGCUAGGUUGGAAGAUUUUUCAUGAUUUUUGGGUUCAAAACCUGGAAAAUCAUGAAAUUUCGCUAAAAGACCAUAGAAUUAAGAGAAAAAAUGCCUGAACCUCGAAACUUCAGUCAAAAAUCGCAUUUUGACUGAAAUUUUCAGGUUCUCGCGCGGGGGAAGCUAUCGUCAAUUUUUGAGAUGAAUUUUCAUAAUUGUUGUGGUUCACAGCCUGAAAAAUCAUGAAAUUUCGCUAUAAGAAGAUAUAAUUACGUGAAAGUCAUGCCUGAACCUGGAAAUUUCAGUCAAAAAUCGAAUUUUGGCUGAAAUUUCCGAGUUCUCGCGCAGGGGAACCUAUCGUCAAUUUUUUGAAGUGAAUCUUCAUAAUUUUUCAGGUUCACAAUCUGAAAAAUCCUGAAAUUUCACUAAACGACCAUAGAAUUACGAGAAAAACAUGCAUGAACCUGGAAAUUUCAGUCAAAAAUCGACAUUUGGCUGAAAUUUCCAGGUUCUCGCGCAGGGGAACCUAUCGUCAAUUUUUUGGUGCAUUUUCUUGAUUUUUCAGGUUCACAAUCUGAAAAAUCAUGAAAUUUCAGUAAGAGACUCAAAAAUCAUGCCUGAACCUGGAAAUUUCAGUCAAAAAUCGAAUUUUGGCUGAAGUUUUCAGGUUCUCGCGCAGGGGAACUUAUCGUCAAUUUUUUAGAUGAAUUUUUACGAUUUUUUUGGUUCAACACUUGAAAAAUCAUGAAAUUUCACUGAAAGACCAGAGAAUUACAAGAAAAUCAUGCCUGAACCUGAAAAUUUCAAUCAAAAAUCGAUUUUUGGCUGAAAUUUUCAGGUUCUCGCGCAGGGGAACUUAUCGUAAAUUUUUCAUUUUGAAUUUUCCUCCCAAAAAUAAAUCAAUUUCUCUCAGAAUUGGCGCCACACCAUUGAUUGGUUAUUUCGUCGUCCAACACCAAUUCACCCCAGCUUUCGCCAUGUUUGUUAUCGCAGGCGCAUCGGAUAUGGUAGGUCAAUUUUUCGCGCCAAAAAAUUUUAUUUUCAAAUUUCAUAGCUCGACGGUUGGAUAGCUCGAAACGUCCCCGGUCAAAAAUCGCUCCUCGGCUCAGUUUUGGAUCCGGUCGCUGAUAAACUUCUCGUCUCGGUUAUGUUUGUUACAAUGACACAUGCUCAACUCAUUCCACGUGGGUUUUUAUUUUUGUGGCGUCAAAAAUUGAACUUGAUGAUUUAUUUUCCAGUCCCCCUCACCACAAUUGUUCUUCUUCGCGACGUUUUGCUGAUAACUGGUGGAUUUUACAAGAGAUAUAAGAGUAUGGAGCCGCCUUACACGUUGAAUCGAUUCUUCAAUCCGCAAGUUUCGUCGAUGCAAGUUAUGCCGACUAAUAUGAGCAAGGUUGAAUUUUUGGGAUAUAAUCGAUUUUUAGCCGAUUCUGAAAAUGAUGCCGUUUUCAAAUUUUGCUAAAAACCUUGGGGAUUUGCUCAAAAUUCAUCUGAAAAUAAUUUUUAUUCAAAAUUAAGCGCAGGAUAUUGUUCAGGACCACAAAAUUAGAUGAAUUUGAAUUCCUGAAUUUAAUUUAUGAUGAAAAUGAUUUUCAGGUAAGAUUUUCGAUUUCCAGCUCAAUUUUGAGUAAGUUCCCAAGGGUUUCAGCAAAAUUUGAAAACGGGAUCAUUUUCAGCACCGCGGCUGAAAAUCUAUUCACGUUUUAUAGAACUAUAUUGGACCAAAAUAAACCUAGUUAUAGAUAAUUGUUUUGGUCCAAUCGAAAAAGAGCCGAGAAUUACUAGAAAACAUGCCUGAACCUGAAAAUUUCAGUUAAAAAUCGAAUUUUGGCUUAAAUUUUCGAGUUCUCGCGCAGGGGAACCUAUCGUCAAUUUUCAAAUAAUAUUUUUUUCCAGGUAAACACGCUGUUUCAAUUGUCAUUAGUCGCAUUGUCGUUGGCGUCGCCGGUUUUCGAUUUUUCACCAAUUGCCAAUGACGCCAUUUUCGGGUUGGGGUAGGUUUUUUGUUUUUUGAAAAAAAAUCGCUUCAAAAUUUUAAAGUUUUGGUGCUAAAAGUUCAGAAAAUACGAUUUUUUUCAUGUAAAACUUUAAAAAAAAUUAGAAAAUUGUGAUUUUUUUCGCGCCAAAAAAAUCUACAGUACUCCUCUUCCCUCCCGCUCUCUAAAUUUUCUCUUCUAUUUUCAGCUGUCUCACCGCCUUCACAACAAUUUAUUCAGGCCUACAGUAUGCCAGUGGAAAAGCCUUUAAGAAGAUUUCGAAAUAA